Nyctereutes procyonoides (raccoon dog) is the source of this 4181-nucleotide messenger RNA. It is a transcript of the gene SYK, whose product is annotated as spleen associated tyrosine kinase. Gene Ontology annotation, molecular function: signaling receptor binding; ATP binding; non-membrane spanning protein tyrosine kinase activity. The transcript has 14 exons. Gene Ontology annotation, cellular component: cytoplasm; extrinsic component of cytoplasmic side of plasma membrane. The coding region runs from base 185 to 2086 and encodes 633 amino acids. The record is from RefSeq and is a predicted model, not a curated record. Lineage: Eukaryota; Metazoa; Chordata; Mammalia; Carnivora; Canidae. Gene Ontology annotation, biological process: macrophage activation involved in immune response; intracellular signal transduction; innate immune response.
GCCUCGCGCUGGACCGCUGAGAAGACUCCGGCGGGAGGAGCGAGGAGCAGCGCGCGGUCCGGUGCUGCGCCCCGAGCCGUCCGGGCCCGCGCCCCGCGCCCCGCGCCCCGCGCCCCGCCCUCGGCUCACCUGGCACAGGAAGACCUCCACGUGUGCCCUCGGCCCCUGACGGGGAGGUGCAGGCAUGGCGGGAAGCAUGGCAGACAGCGCCAACCACCUGCCGUUCUUCUUCGGCAACAUCACCCGGGAGGAAGCGGAGGACUACCUGGUCCAGGGCGGCAUGAGCGACGGGCUGUACCUGCUGCGCCAGAGCCGCAACUACCUGGGCGGCUUCGCGCUGUCGGUGGCGCACGGGAGGAAGGCGCACCACUACACCAUCGAGCGCGAGAUGAACGGCACCUACGCCAUCGCGGGCGGCAGGACGCACGGCAGCCCGGCCGAGCUGUGCCACUACCACUCCCAGGAGUCCGACGGCCUCGUCUGCCUCCUCAAGCAGCCCUUCCACCGGCCGCCCGGGGUGCAGCCCAAGACCGGCCCGUUCGAGGAUCUGAAGGAGAGCCUCAUCAGGGAGUACGUGAAGCAGACCUGGAACCUGCAGGGUCAGGCUCUGGAGCAGGCCAUUAUCAGCCAGAAACCUCAGCUGGAGAAGUUGAUCGCCACCACGGCCCACGAAAAAAUGCCCUGGUUCCACGGGAAGAUUUCACGAGUUGAAUCUGAGCAAAUUGUCAUGAUAGGCUCCAAGACAAAUGGAAAAUUUUUGAUCCGGGACAGGAAUGACAACGGGUCUUACGCCCUGUGCCUGCUGCACGAGGGAAAGGUGUUGCACUACCGCAUCGAUAAGGACAAAACGGGGAAGCUGUCCAUCCCCGAUGGGAAGAAGUUCGACACACUCUGGCAGCUAGUGGAGCAUUACUCUUAUAAACCAGAUGGGCUUCUAAGAGUUCUCACAGUUCCAUGCCAGAAAAUUGGUGGGCAGCCAGGAAACAUCAACUUCGGAGCCCGUGCGCCCCUCCCCGGUGCCCAUCCUGCGACAUGGUCGGCGGGUGGAAUAAUCUCAAGGAUCAAAUCCUACACCUUCCCAAAGCCUGGCCACAGAAAGGCUGCCUCGUCCGCAGGGAGCCGGCCGGAGAGCUCCUUCAAUCCUUACGAGCCGGACCGGGGGCCCUGGGCCACGGACAGAGACGCCCAGAGAGAGGCCUUGCCCAUGGACACAGAAGUGUACGAAAGCCCGUAUGCCGACCCUGAGGAGAUCAGGCCCAAGGAGGUCUACCUGGACCGCAAACUGCUGACCCUGGAGGACAACGAACUGGGCUCUGGGAACUUCGGGACCGUGAAGAAGGGCUACUACCAGAUGAAAAAAGUCGUGAAAACAGUAGCUGUGAAGAUUCUGAAGAACGAGGCCAAUGACCCUGCUCUUAAAGAUGAGUUGUUAGCAGAAGCGAACGUCAUGCAGCAGCUUGACAACCCUUACAUUGUGCGCAUGAUUGGGAUCUGUGAAGCCGAGUCCUGGAUGCUCGUCAUGGAAAUGGCAGAACUGGGUCCACUCAAUAAAUAUUUACAGCAGAACAGGCAUGUCAAGGAUAAGAACAUUAUAGAGCUGGUUCAUCAGGUUUCUAUGGGAAUGAAAUAUCUGGAGGAGAGCAAUUUUGUGCACAGAGAUCUGGCUGCAAGAAAUGUAUUGCUGGUUACUCAACAUUAUGCCAAGAUUAGUGAUUUCGGACUUUCCAAAGCACUCCGUGCUGAUGAAAACUACUACAAGGCCCAGACCCACGGGAAGUGGCCCGUGAAGUGGUACGCCCCGGAGUGCAUCAACUACUACAAGUUCUCCAGCAAGAGUGACGUCUGGAGCUUCGGGGUGUUGAUGUGGGAGGCGUUCUCCUAUGGGCAGAAGCCCUAUCGGGGCAUGAAAGGAAGUGAAGUUUCAGCUAUGCUGGAGAAAGGAGAGAGGAUGGGGUGCCCCGCAGGGUGUCCAAGGGAGAUGUACGAGCUGAUGAAGCUGUGCUGGACAUAUGAGGUGGAUCGCAGGCCGGGGUUCGAAGCCGUGGAGCUGCGACUGCGCAAUUAUUACUACGACGUGGUGAACUAACGGCCCCACACCCUCCGUGGCUGCCAGGGGUGAGGGGAGCCGUCACAGCACAGCCCGCCCAGCAAACGGAUUUUGAGAGCGGCCCCCUCUCUGUGCCGACAGGAGAGCCAGCCUUGCGCACAGCAUGCCCUUUGACUGUUGCCCCCAGAGCCUGUCCUGGAACUCGCCCUCCCCCGACAGCCUGGGCAGACAGACAGACCCCAGGCCCCGGGGGCCCGUGGACGGCUCUGUGUUCCCUGUGUGUGCGGUUGCCCUGGCAGGUUGGUUCCCUUCGGGCUGUGUGUCUGCCUCCCGACGUCCCGCAGCCUGGAGGUGUCCCGGGCGCCCACGCCACCUGCAGUGGAUGGGAGGGAAGCAGACGGGGGCUCGGCUGCCUCCAGAACGUGGCUCCAGCAGGUCUGAAGACGGAGUCCUGCCACAGGACAGCUUUCCUGGCGAUGAAAGUGCUUUGAGGUUUUAAAAAAGAAAAAGAAAAAAAAAUUCAGGCUGGACCAGCAGGAUUUCUAAGCGUGGGGCCAGUUCACUGGGUGUACAGGUGCGGGUCGCGCCUACGCUCUGUGCGUCCAGAGACUCAAGACGCCCGUCCACGUGGAAGGUGGGGCCGUCGGCGUGAGCUGGCCUGGUGUGCCUCCCCGCUGAGGGCCUCCCCCCAGCCCACCCUCCCCGGUCAGGGCUUGCAUGGAGGUGGUGGAGAGGGGCCGUCUGUCCCCUCAGGCCUGAGCAAGGACAGAUGGCACCGUGCAGCGGGCUGUCCUCUCCUUGGGGAGGCCCUGGCUCCGUGUCCUGGAGAGACGGUGCCGCCAACCCUCCCGACUCUCUCUGUGUUCAUGGUGUGGGGGUGAAGGGGACAGCCCUGUGGCCAUGGCCACCACGGAUGAGUUUCCUAAGCUUGUUUCUAUCCAUCAUAAAGCCAGACCCGGCGCCUCACCACGAGCAUGCCCGAGUGGACUUUGGGGCAAAGCCACAUGCCUGGAAGUCCUGUGCUGGUCUCCUAGGGGGCGUGAGCCCUCGAGUAGCAAGUGAGCUCAUACGUGCCCUUGGCCCACGAACGCCAGUUUGAAAGAAUCAGCCGUCGUUCUGAGGUCCCUGACCCCACAAACUUGGGCAGUCCUUGGACAUCCUAAUGUGCACGUCCAUGCUGUGGGGAGACGACUGGUCCCUCCUUGCACCCCGGGGGCCAGGCGGGGGGAGAGGCAGAAGCUGGCACCCUUGCUGAGCUAGAAGGGGACCUGAGCCACUCAUCAAACUGGUGGGAAGAAGCGUUUAGAACCCACCCAGACUUUUCAGGGUCAUGCUCCCUGGCAGUUUAAUCGUUUUGCUGAAUAGGAAGCCCUGGCGUGCUGAGCACGUACUCAAAACAGUGGCAACAUACACUCGGAGUCCCUGAAGUUAAAAAGGUGAGUGACCGGAUCUCUGCGGCCAGGCUGUACGUAGAUUUGCUGGAGUCAUGCCCCGGAAGGGUUGGGACAAAGCACUGGUGACAGCCGAGCAAGAGGCCGUGUUCUGAAUGGCUUCCUGCUGCCGCCGGGCCGUGUCUCUGGCCGAGGCCGCCCACGGGAGGCUCCGCGGUGUGAACCGGCGACGUCUGCGAGGUCCGGAUCCUCACGGGGCGCUGGCCAGGGCUGGACCUCCCACGCUCACCGCCCACCCGACAGUCUCUACCCCCCACGCCCCCCCGGGGCCCGGGCCCACUGCCCACUCCUCGUUCAGCCAACAGAUGCGCCACUCAGGCCAGAACCAAUCAGUGCCCAUGCCACAGACACCAUGUCCCCACCGUGGGCCUGGAGGCUCCUGGAACACAGCGGUGAUCCCUGCUGUGGUGACAGGGUCACAGGGACUGUUUCAGGGGCUGUCACGGGCCUUGGCUUUCCUGUUGGACGGCAACUUCCCACUGACCCCAGCCCAGCGACUGCGGCUCUGCCUGGGUGUCCGUGCACGGGGGUGACUGCUGCGUCCUUGGGGCUCCCUCCCCCCUCCCUCCCACAGAGCACGCACCACCGUUUCAGAAGAACCACAUUUUUUUUAACUAUGAUUUUUUUUAAAUAAAAGUUUUUAAAGUAGCUUUGUGAUGAUUUUCAUGGGUGUUACUAGAAUG